UCUGUAAAUAAGCAGUUAGAUUUAGAAAACUGCUCCAACAAAUAUCUUCUCAUGGGUCUUAGCCCUGCUGGGGGCUCAGCACCCCUAAAGGUCAGAUCCUAGAAUCGCCCCUGGGUACUGGUCCAUUUUAUCAAAGUAGAUGCAAUGAUGACUCAAACUUUUACAAAGCAAAACAACAAAAUAGAAAAAAAUUCAAACACUUUUUUAAGCAAGUUCUUUAUGUGUUAUAUAAUAAGUCCACCCAACAAAGCGUUAGUUCCAAAAAUAUAUAUUAAAAGCCAAUAAUUAUUGUGACAGUCAUGGUAAGUUUGAGUGCAACUUCUAAUCACACCUGCAAUGUUUUACAGUGUAAUGUUGAAUGACAUAUUGUUAUUUUCAGCUUUGCUUCAAACAACAUUGGAUUAAUAGGGAGGAAGUUGAGAGCUACUUCCUGUUUCUGACCUCACUCCCGUCUGGAUCUGAAAAAGAGACGGUGGAGAUCGCUUCAUGAUGCAGAACGUGAAUCAUGAAUGAAUGUCGAUAAAUUUGCUCUCUAAUGUGUUUCGGUUGAGCUUUUCAGGCUCGCAGAACAUCUGCUAUAACAUUAAUCCAGGUCUUGGAUUGUUCUGCUGCAGCAGCUGUGUCGGCUCUUACAUUAGUGCUGAGUGUAUACAUGUGGCUGUCUGCUGAAUGCUGCUGACUGUCACUUCCUGCAGCUCUAGUGUUUCUGUUUUUGCUCCUCCGCACCUCUCUCUCCCUGUGUGCAGACUUGCAGUGUAUAAAAGCCUCUCUGCUGAGGCUGCUGCUCUGCAGAGGAAAACUAAAGGAUCCAGAGGAACCAGAAAAGCGUUUGUCAUCUUCUAGCUGCCUUGAAAACCUAUAUUUACCCUGUAACCAUGGCUAGAAACCUGCUAAGGAAUCCCUGUGGAAAUGAGCAGCUGGAAUCCUGGGAGCUGACAGAAAACGGUGGGAACCAGUGGAAAGUGGAGGACAUGCCAGGAGACUGUGGUCAUGACUUCUGCACUGAAGAAGUGACCAAAUAUUUUGCGACUUCCUUUGAGCUUUGCCUAAAAAGGCAGGUGAUCGACCUGAUAGAGGAGGGUUACAGCCCAGAGCAGCUGGACACUCAGCCUCCUGUCACAGUGAAAGACUGGUUCUGUGGCAGGACCGACUGCGGCUGCACCUAUCAGAUGACAUCCUGUCUGCUGGAUGAGAAUAAAGAGGUUCUGCAGGAAUACAUUCAUGAUCCGGAGACUCUGGACCCCGAGGCAGACUCCUCAUGGAGACAGGUCACUCAUACGUUUUAUGACUACGGCCCUGGAAUGCGUUUCAUCUCAUUCGAACAUGGAGGAUGUGACACCAGUUACUGGGAAGGCUGGUUUGGAGUUCGGGUCACUGGGAGCUCUGUGACGCUUGACGUCUGAACCAGAGGAGAAACGAGAAGAGGAGAAUGGAAACAAGUAUAGCCAAGAAUAAAACAUUCAUUUAUUAAUCUUAGUGUAUUUUAAAUACUGUAGCAAUUGCAGUAUUUUCAAAGCAGCUGUUUGAAAUCUUUUGGUUCAAGAAACUAACGUUCACACAAAUAGGCACCUUCACUUUACUAACCUUUAUAUAUUCAACCCAAAGCUUGCUGGACUAACCUUAAAUUAGCCUCUAACUACUCUUUGCACUAAUCAGCAAUCCUUCAAAUAUUAAUCACAGUAAUAAAAUAAACUAUUGCAUGCAAUCCAGAA
Molecule: messenger RNA, 1712 nt
Organism: Xiphophorus hellerii (green swordtail)
Lineage: Eukaryota; Metazoa; Chordata; Actinopteri; Cyprinodontiformes; Poeciliidae
Product: F-box only protein 2-like
Exons: 6
Coding region: 876-1403 (175 amino acids)
Biological process (GO): SCF-dependent proteasomal ubiquitin-dependent protein catabolic process; ERAD pathway; glycoprotein catabolic process
Cellular component (GO): SCF ubiquitin ligase complex; cytoplasm
Molecular function (GO): ubiquitin protein ligase activity
Source: RefSeq, a predicted model, not a curated record